UCCCCUCUUCGUAGAUUCUCGAUUGAGUUCUUCCCCUGGCUGUGCGACGAACAACAGAUUGUAGAAAGAAGGAGAAGCACUAUAAAAAAACCGGGGUCGAUUGGAUGUCAGGUUCGGCAAUGGUGGGAGCGUCAAGCUCAUGGUCUCGAGCGAUGCUUCAGAUCUCACCGUACACCUUCUCUGCUCUUGGCAUCGCCAUCGCUAUCGGCGUCUCUGUUCUCGGCGCUGCUUGGGGGAUUUUCAUCACUGGGAGUAGUUUGAUCGGUGCGGCAAUCAAAGCUCCACGAAUCACUUCGAAGAAUCUCAUUAGUGUGAUCUUCUGUGAAGCUGUUGCUAUAUACGGUGUUAUUGUGGCAAUUAUUCUACAAACAAAGUUGGAGAGUGUUCCCCCAUCACAAAUACAUGAACCUGAAUCUCUUAGAGCUGGUUAUGCUAUAUUUGCCUCAGGGAUUAUUGUGGGUUUCGCAAACCUCGUCUGCGGGCUGUGUGUGGGAAUUAUCGGAAGCAGCUGUGCAUUAUCUGAUGCCCAGAACUCAUCACUUUUUGUGAAGAUUCUUGUGAUUGAAAUCUUUGGUAGUGCCCUCGGGUUGUUUGGAGUAAUAGUCGGAAUAAUCAUGUCGGCUCAAGCAACAUGGCCUGCUAAACCAGUUUAGUUUGCCUUUUUUUUUUUUUUUUUUUUGUCAGUGUGGUGAUUCCUGUCACUGGUACCAACAGAACUAAUGUACCACAUGUUAUGUAUCUUAUUCUCUAUUGGUUAAGUAGUAGGUGAUUGAGUUCUGGUCUGAAAUGUUCUAUUUAUUCCCUUUUUCUAAUUUUAAGUUGUUUUGUUUAUGAUGGAUUAUAAAUACUGAAGAGGUGAGUUUAUGAUAUAUUUUCGUGGCUUAUUUAUUUAA
Camellia sinensis is the source of this 893-nucleotide messenger RNA. Lineage: Eukaryota; Viridiplantae; Streptophyta; Magnoliopsida; Ericales; Theaceae. The record is from RefSeq and is a predicted model, not a curated record.